UAUUCCACUUAAGGAGAUUUAAAUCGCAGAAAAUAGUAAUUUUAUACUUAACGCCAAAUACAGUGCACAGGAUAAAGCGUUUUGUCCAGACAAGCUAUUUCUUCCCCACAAGGGCACGCAGCAAUUUACCUCGGAGGUGUAGAUUUGCCUGUUUUGACAAGAGAACUUUGUGGACAGGACACGACGCAAGGAAUCCAUGAAGUAAAUAGUGAAGGGAAAAGACCCCCCCCCCCUCUCCCAAAAGAUGACGGACGUGGAAAUAUCCUGGGAGAGGAUUAAGGAAAAUGUCAACAGUACCCCUACCAUGGUGUUCUCCGUCAUUGGUGAUUCAAACAGUUUUGUCCCCAGACCCUGGGCCAAAACGGUAUUCAAGACCGCAUUGAUUGAGGCGGCUAAAAGUGGAGGGGAGUCUUGGAUAUUGUACCGAGGUCAUGCCAAUGGAGUUUCCGAUAUAGUACGGGAUGCUUAUAGAAAUUAUGGGUGCAUGGAAUUCAGUGUAGCUGCUGAUGACAAAAAGAAGACUAAGAAGAAGGGUGAUAAAGGAAAGAUUUCUCAUGGAAAAAAGAACAAUGAGGAGAGUGGUGAUAAAAACAAGGAAAAAAGAGAAAACAUCAGCAGUGUUGAACGACAUGUGAAACUCGUCAGUAUUUCGGGAGAUCAGACGAUCAAGAAGAAAUCGCCACCGGAAUACAGAGAAGGUACAGACGCUGGAGAUGGUUUUUUGUUAAAAUUCGAAAAGUUUAUUUCUGAGCAAGAAGUCUCUUUCUUCAGUCAAAAAAUGGAUUUCAGAAUGCCGGUUCCAAUAGCAAUCAUUGUAUGUGAGGGUGAUAUCGAAACCAUAGCGCACAUAUCCGAUGCACUGGAAAUGAAACUCCCGGUUAUUAUAAUCAAAGGCUCGGGAAAAGCUGCAGAUUUGAUAUUGGACUACCUGGAAAACAAAGACAUCUUGAUGAAGAAAGCCAGUCUGUUGUUUGGGAUACGUUUUGAUGACAACAGCUACGAAGCACUGGAAGGGUAUCUGAUACAAAUAAAAAACAAAGAAAAUUUGGUUGGUGUUUUCGAUGUGGACAGUGAUGAUCCCUUGAUGCUGUCAAACAUUGUUGGGGAAGCUGUCGUCAGCUGCUGGGCCAUGGAGAAAAUUCUGCCGAGAAAAACCAAAAAUGAAGACACAUCAAAGACUGGAUCUUCACAUCAUAAAAUUAAUGAUCUUGCAAUGACGUGCUCCUCUGUGGCCCAGAAACUAGUGAAGAGAAAUUCGGUGAGCCCUGAGGGGAAUACGAUGGAACAACUGUUGAAGGACUACAAGAUGGAAUCUAGAGCUUAUGUACUAAAUCCGAAGUACGCUUCUCCUACGUCACUUCCACUUUAUUUCUAUUUUGGAUAUCAGCUUCUUCAGGAAUCUAGAACAUUAAUGGACAACGGUCGUAUACUUCUUCUUGAAGCAAUGAAAGCCAAUCGUUGUGAUUAUGUGAGGGUUUUAUUGGAUCAAGGUGUACAAUUGAAACACGAGGACUUGCCAGAAUUGUAUGAACAGACUGUCUCUUGUAAGGACUGUAAAUUCAAAAAAGAUGACUGCCUCCACAUGCAGUGGAUAUUGAAGCAAAUCCAAGAAAAAGACGCUAAGAAAUUGUGUUAUAAAUACAGAUCACUUAUGAAGAAACUAAAAAAGGCAAAGGAAAAGAGCAAUGAUGACAAAAAAGAAAAGGAUAAUAAACGCAAGAAGCCAAAGAAAAGUGCGGAAGAUUAUGAGCAAAAGAAAUUAGAACUAAACAAUUCCGUCGCAGAAGCAGCUAAAGAUUUAUGCCGCAAAAUUUUAAGAUAUAAAGAGGCGGAAGAUGAAUCAGAUUCAGACGAAGAAAAAACAGACGACGAGACCGACAAAGCCAACCACUCAGAAAUCAAACACUCAAACGCCCCAGAAAACAAACAAACAAACCACUCAGAAAUCAAACACUCAAACGACCCAGAAAACAAACAAAAGAACGACUCAGAAAUCAAACACUCAAACGACCCAGAAAACAAACAAAAGAACGACUCAGAAAGCAAUCAACAGGGAGUGGAAGAUGCUAACAUUCAUGAUCUCUUACUCUGGGCGGUAUUUGCCAACAGAAGGGAACUAGCUGAAAUUUGUUGGCUUCGAAGCGCAGAUCAUCUAUUGACAGGUUUAGUAUGCUCAGCUCUGCUACAGAAGUUAGCUAACAAGGCAAACAAUGUGAAAGAACAGAUCCUGUCAAGCGAAUUGGAGGAACAUUCAAAACUUUUUGAACAACGUUGCAUUGCAAUCAUGGACCGCAUGUACGAAGAAAACACAAUGCACGCCAUUGAGCUCAUGGACGACGAUGUCAUAAUAUGGGGGAUAAGAUCCAGUCCUUUGACCUUUGCGUAUGAAAACUUCAUGUAUGACGUAGUGGCGCACACGUGUUCUCAGAAGAAUAUGAAUAAACAGUGGUACAACAAUCUAGCCCCGGACUUAGUGCCAUUCUUAAAAUCUGCGUUUCGAAAACCUACGAAGUUCUUUACAGCACCACUGACAAAAUACAUUUACAACUACAUGAUGUUCUUUUCUAUGUUGGUGAUGUACAGUGCGUUUGUGCUAACCAGCAUAAGUACUGAGUAUUACGUUCAAGACAUUGCAAGAAUAUUUGAAUACUAUGUGUAUAUCUGGGGUGCGGGUGACUGCAUUGAAGAACUCAUCAGCUGUUUUGGAUGCUUAGAAUCAAAGGGUCGUUCACAUCGUGGAUACUACUCCCGGAUGAAGAGAUACCUGUAUGACUUCUGGAAUGUGGUGGAUCUUUUGUCGUACGCCUUGCUGAUUACCGCCUUGUUUGUGCGUCACAUGCACCCCUCCGAAAACUUUACCAUCGCCAGAAGAAUGUUUUCCUUAUCACUGCUGGUUAUGUAUCUCAGAUUUCUGGAAGUAUUUCUCAUCCAUAGACGAUUAGGACCCACUCUGAUUAUGAUCAAGGAAAUGUUGAAGGAUUUGUUUGGUUUCCUGUUCGUGGCGUUCUUCAUUGUGAUAGCAGUUGGGAUUUACUACCACACAAACCUCUGGCCGGAUCAUCAGGGCAUCUGGGACGGUAACUGGACGCAGUGGAGAAUUUGGAAAAUCAUAUAUUACCCCUAUUUUCAACUUUAUGGAGAGUUAUUCAAUGACUUUUUGGAAGGUAAAGACAUCGACCUAUUAGACUGUUCUAACAUCACUUCGGUGUGGCAGUCCGACCCUUCCAUUGAGCGCUGUCCUCAAGAAGACUGGACAGUGUUGGCUAUUUCAGCAUUGUACAUGUUAUUUUCUAAUCUUCUGUUGGUCAACCUGGUCAUUGCCAUGUUUAGCUACACAUUUGAAAGGGUGCAAGAAAACUCUGAAAAAUUAUGGAGAUUUGAGAGGUACACCGUCAUCAAUGACUACGAAUGGAGAAUUCCUUCUCCUAUCAACAUUAUAUUCCUUCCGUAUCGCUUUUGUUGCUGUCCAGGCCGGAAAGGAUGCUGCCUCGACAAGUGCGAAAAGUGUUGCCGUCCCGGCAAAGUCAAGAAGAGAAAAAAGAAAAACAAAGAAGCCAAGGAAUUCCGUAGAGAUUUCCAACGGAUAACAGCAUUCGUAGUACGCAAUAAAUUGUAAUGAGGAACCGAAUAAUUGUGGGAAGUUAUCAUGGAAUAUCAGAGACAAACUAAGCUUCGGAAAUUUGAAACCUUUACCUUUGACGAUUUAGGGGGGGGGGGGGGGGUAUGCAAAAUAUGACAUAUUUCGAGCGUAAAUUCCAUUACAUUCAGGAAACAAUACGCGGGUAUGUUAAGACAAAAAUACACUCCAUUGAGGAACCUACGUUGCAGUCUUUUACAUAUGUACUACGCCAUCGGGAGGAGAUACUGAAUUUUUAAAACUAUUUUGAAUGUUCACAUUAGAAUAGUUUGUACCAUGAUACCAUGAUGAAUAUCCGCUUUGGUACAACGUCUCUGUAUGAGUGAAAUAUUCUCGAGAGGGACGUUAAACAAUAUUCAAUCAAUCAAUCGGUAUAACGUCAUUACAUGAGUUUUAUUGAUAGAUUAUACAUGUACUGUAAAUUAACGUUAACCUAGCUGACGAUAAUAACGGCAAGAUACCCACAGUUCACCAAAAGUGCCGCUAGAAUUUUACCGCUUUUAGAAAAAAAUUAUUAUCAAACAUUUAAAUACAUUUCAGCGUGUUACGGUAACGUUCUAAAGUUUUCUUUGUUUUCAUAACGGACAAUUCUAACAACAAUGUGCGUGUAACUAGUUAAUUAUAUUUCAUUCAUUAGAUUAUAUAAGUUUGCGCUGUAGUUUUAUAGUUUUGUAUUUCCAUUACAGUUUAUAGGAUAGGGAACGUGGAUCAACGUACUAAAAGGCGAGAUCAAAAAUUCAAUGUCUGACAAAAAACUAACUUCGCAUAAUUUUCAUCCCCCCCCCUUAAAACUAAAUAUGGUGAAUGUUGAACAUAAUCGAUUAACCGGUAAAAAUAUACGAUUAUAUUUGUAUUCCAAAUCAUAUUUUCCUCUAUGGACCAACCAAUUUCAGCGUGUAAAACAAUCUGUUCAUAUUGACUAUGAACGGAUUAUGAAAUAGUUUAAAGCACGCGACUGAGAGAGCGUACUAUGAUUUGGAAAAAAAUACAAGUGUUACAAAGAUCUCGCAGGUCACACCUCGAUUAAGAUUGUGAACUUAUGUGGAUUAUCAUCCCAAUACCACGGCCUCCUACCUCCAAAAUACAGUACAUUGUGCAAUGUUGAUAAAAGGCAGAUUUAGACGAUGUGUAACGUCAUGUAUAUGUGUUGACGUACGUCACAAUACGACUGUGACAGGGGUUAGAGUUCGUUUUUAAAAUGCAACAAAACAAAAACAAUGCAAACAAACGGUUUUGAAAUUGAUGGAUCCGAAGCUAAUUGCACGUGAUAUUUAUGUGCUUUGUGCUUACCCCCCCCCCCUUCCAACCUUUAAAACUUUGUAUCAGUCAAGCCGAAAGCCUACAUCAAAGGGGAGGCGAAUUUUAUUUAUAUGUGUAAACUUUAACAAGGGCCUAAGAUACCAUUUUUAAUUAUUAUAAUUAAAAGAUUGCGAUUAUACAAUCUGUUUCGUUUCGUUUCGGUAGGUUUCGUUUCGGUAGGGUUCGUUUCGUUUCAGUAUAUUUCGUUUCGUUUCGGUAGAUUUCGUUUCGUUUCGGUUCGAUUUCGUUUCGCACUUUACAGGUACCCCGCCUAAUGUACAUACGUACGGUACUCCAGGACUUAGUAAGCGUGACUAGCGCGGAUGCAAUGUACAUGUGUUUGGCUUAUUGUAUUAUAAACGAACUAAGCUAUUGACGCAUUUAUGAUCUACUGAACAAUAUUAUAUUAGAAUUUGGAGAGUAAAGGUAUUUAAUUUCUAUAGGCAUAUGGUUGUAUGUAUUGUAGGUUUAUAAACCUUACAUGUAUAUUUGAACUUGUACUGCUAGUUUUCAUGAUAUCAUUACGUACAUGACGUAAAUAUUGUGAUAGUUUAUUGAACAAUUUUUCUAUUUCAAGGGAAUAAAAGGAUGAAAAACUCAUUUUAGCGAGUUAUGGGUUAUUGUGUUGCCAUGGCAACCAUAACAUCAGAUCAUACUACAUAAUUCAAAACUUAGUGUAGCAGUUUACUGGUCAAUUUGUAUUUUCAUGUGAAGGAAUGAAUGAAAACUCAACAACAAAAAUGUACCGGAAAAAAACCCAACAACAUAUUUUUGUGAUUCAUGGACUCAUUUAGUUGCCAUGGUAACUAUAAAAAUUUGUGACACUGCAUAAUUAGAAACUUAUUUUUUUACAUUUUGAAAUUUUUAUGAAUUAUAUUCUAAAAUUAUGCGUAGAAAUAGUUUUAAUUUCCAUUAAAAAUUGUCUUCAAGUUUUAAGGAACAUUUUACAAUAAUUACAGGUAGUCUACUGUAACUUAUGUGCAUCUUGUACUUCAAUGUUAAUGUACAUGUAUAAUUAUAUUUACAAUAAAUGACACUCAAUUUCA
Messenger RNA from Ostrea edulis (European flat oyster), 5982 nucleotides. RefSeq lists its product as uncharacterized. Bases 245 to 3616 code for a protein of 1123 amino acids. The transcript has 22 exons. Gene Ontology annotation, molecular function: ligand-gated calcium channel activity. NCBI's taxonomy places the organism in Eukaryota, Metazoa, Mollusca, Bivalvia, Ostreida, Ostreidae. Gene Ontology annotation, cellular component: membrane. The record is from RefSeq and is a predicted model, not a curated record. Gene Ontology annotation, biological process: calcium ion transmembrane transport.